Messenger RNA from Sorghum bicolor (sorghum), 2784 nucleotides. RefSeq lists its product as uncharacterized. The transcript has 13 exons. Lineage: Eukaryota; Viridiplantae; Streptophyta; Magnoliopsida; Poales; Poaceae. Bases 487 to 2301 code for a protein of 604 amino acids. The record is from RefSeq and is a predicted model, not a curated record.
AGAAGACAACUGAAGGCGUGAACGAGAAGUGACGUCGGUGAGGCCACGUCAUCCCAUCGCGACGCACACAGGCGGCCACGUCUCCUGGCAGCACCACCACUCUUCCCCUCCCAAAAAUUUCUCCUCGCCUUCGUCAAACGAUCGCGCCCGCUUCGUCGUCGCUGUCGAGUUUGGUGUCCGCCUCUGCCGCGAGAGCUCCAGCCCCACACGGCCCCGCAGCAAUGGCAGCCACAACCUGAGCUGCCACUGCCAGCCGGCGCAGCUGCCACGCGAGCGCUUCCCACUCCACACGUGAUUUCAUUUCAAGCCGGCGGGAAUGGUGGUGGAUCGGAGGGCUCCGUAGAUUCUUCUUCCCGACCUCCUCCAGGCGCUUGAUAAAGCCGGCGCCGAGCAGCCAAGAAUCUCUUGGGACAGAACCGUACGCUCCUCCCUGCUCGCUCCGAUCGGCUGGUCUCCCGACUCACGAGAGCGAGCUCGCGGUGGAUAAUGGCCGCCAUGUCGGCGCCCCACUGCGCGUCCUCCUCCUCCUCUGCAUUCCUCAGCCUCCCGCGCAGCGACGGCGGGCGGCGCUACGGCAACUCAUGCCACUUCGCUGCCAACGCUAGGCUGGCGACGGUGUCCGCCACGCUCGACAAGGAGACCGCGGCGGCGAAGCCCCGGAGGUCCCGCCGGCCCAGGAAGGCGACCAAGUCCGGCUCCACGGCGCUGCUCGCCCCCGACGAGCCCACGGAGGCCAAGAACGGUGUGGCCACCGAGGCACCGAACGGCGGCCUCGGCGGUAGGGGUAUGGUGGCGCUGGACGAUGUGAUCGUGAACCCGGUGGGGCUGGGCCGCCGGUCCCGGCAGGUGUUCGACGAGGUGUGGCGCAAGUUCUCGCGGCUCGGCCAGAUGUCCAGCGCCUCCUCCGCCGCGGUGGCAGAGCAGGACCCAGCCAUCCUCUUCCGCGGCGGACCCAUGUGCGACUUCACCGUGCCCGGCGCGCAGGACACCACCGUCCUCGUCGUUGGCGCCACCAGCCGCAUUGGCCGCAUAGUUGUCCGCAAGCUCAUGCUCCGCGGAUACAACGUCAAGGCAUUAGUUAGGAGGAAUGACCCAGAAGUGAUCGACAUGCUUCCGAGGUCUGUGGAUAUUGUGGUUGGAGAUGUUGGCGACCCUUCUUCAGUUCAAGCUGCUGUGUCAGGUUGCAACAAGGUAAUUUACUGUGCAACCGCGCGGUCCACUAUCACGGGGGACCUCAACAGGGUUGAUAACCAAGGAGUGAGGAAUGUUACCAAGGCCUUCCAGGAUUACUACAAUCAGCUGGCCCAGUCAAGGGCUGGUAAGAGCAGCAAGAGCAAACUGUUGAUUGCUAAAUUCAAAUCUGCCAAAUCUGUGAAAGGAUGGGAGGUGCGGCAGGGAUCAUACUUUCAGGAUAUCUACCCUUCUACUUCUAGAUUCGAAGGUGGCACCGAUGCGUCAUUUGAAUUUGCAGAAAGUGGACAGGCUGUUUUCUCAGGGUUUGUUUUCACAAGGGGUGGGUACGUUGAAAUCUCUAAACGACUUUCACUUCCUCUAGGUUCCACCCUAGACAGGUAUGAUGGCUUGCUUCUUUCGGUGGGUGGAAAUGGAAGAUCAUAUGUUAUCAUUCUUGAGACUGGUCCGCUGGCUGACACCUCACAGAGCAAGAAGUAUUUUGCCCGGAUGAACACAAAAGUUGGGUUUUGUAGGGUAAGAGUGCCGUUUUCAUCUUUCCGGCCAGUAAACCCACAGGAUCCUCCACUGGACCCGUUUCUUGUCCACACACUAACCAUUAGGUUUGAACCAAAGAAGCAGAGACCUGGUGAUUCAUCUGAAGGAGCUAGUGACCAAAGAAACUUUGAGCUCAAAAUGGAGUUCAUAAAAGCCUUGCCGAGUGGUCAAGAAACAGAAAUUGUACUGGUCUCAUGCACAGGCUCAGGAAUUGAAGCUAAUAGGAGAGAACAAGUCCUGAAAGCAAAGAAGGCUGGAGAAGAUGCAUUGAGGAGAUCUGGCCUUGGAUAUACAAUUGUACGGCCAGGUCCACUGCAGGAAGAACCUGGCGGUCAGCGUGCCUUGAUCUUCGACCAAGGGAACAGGAUCUCUCAGGGCAUCAGCUGCGCCGAUGUAGCAGACAUCUGCGUCAAAGCGUUGCACGAUUCGACCGCGAGGAACAAGAGCUUCGAUGUGUGCUAUGAGCAUGUUUCAGAGCAAGGGAGCGAGCUAUAUGAACUUGUGGCUCAUCUGCCAGACAAGGCCAACAACUACCUGGCGCCGGCGCUCUCGGUCCUGGAGAAGAACACCUGAUCUCAUCAGUGAGCCAGUGACCUGUGAGGUGCACUAGGAAUUAUCCAUGUACACGGUGCUGUGUAAUGUGAAUAUUGCAUACCACCGACUCCUCUUGUACGCAUAGGAACACUACAUUAAUAUACACACACAGCAUUGUGUUGGGUUAUUUGGAGAGAGUAGGUGAGGUAGGAAUUUCCUAUGUCCAUACAUGUCAGUUUUUUCCUCGCAAUGUGAAGUCAAGUCAUCAACACAUCGCAGCAGCUGGGCAGUGACAAGGCUGAUGACCAGAUGGAGUUCCCUGCCUAGUGCCUAGUGGCCAGGCCGGGCAUGAAAUACAAGUUGUGAUGAUGUAUUAGUACUACUAUUAGGUACAAGUUGUGAUGAUGUACUAUUAGGUAGAGAUGCAUAGCCUUUGUGAACGCAUCAUGUGAAAAUUUGAAACAUGUAAAUGCUCUUGCAAUAUUCGUCCUCUAAUUAAAAUAUGUGAUUGUUUUUUUUUAA